Messenger RNA from Debaryomyces fabryi, 1674 nucleotides. RefSeq lists its product as uncharacterized. The coding region runs from base 1 to 1674 and encodes 557 amino acids. Lineage: Eukaryota; Fungi; Ascomycota; Pichiomycetes; Serinales; Debaryomycetaceae. The record is from RefSeq and is a predicted model, not a curated record. The transcript has a single exon.
AUGAAAUUGGUUUCCAGCUUAGCUAUAACUUCAGUACUUGCUUCCCAGCUCGUAAAUGCUGCACCAGCACUUUCCGAAAUUAUUCCAGACGUUACCCUUGGAGGAUCUGCAUCUACUGCUACAUCGAUAAAUUUGUUGGCAGAUGAUACCACCUCGUCUACAAAAACUUCAUCUACCAACAAAAGUGAGGCAACUUCAAACGAUCCGUCACUUGGGGAUUAUAUCGACUUUUUGGCAGGAGGAGAUGAUUCUGAGUCCACUACGUCAUCAGCAGUGACGAAAACUUCGUCUACCAAGACAAGUAGUUCAACGACAACUGGUUCCUAUUUUGAUAAUCUUUUUGACAAAUUAUUAGGUGAAGGUGACUACGCUGAUUCAAAUUCCUCGACCAAGACCUCAGCUACCUCAGCCACCUCAAAAUCCACAUCCACUGCAACAAGUGGCUCUAUCCUUGAUGAUAUUUUUGAUUCUGUUUUGAGUGGUGGUGACAGUGAUUCUAAUUCGACUACUACUGCUACCACUAAAUCUUCAAGUUCAACUGGUGGCUCACUUUUUGAUGAUCUUUUUGAUUCAUUGUUAGGAGAUUCCAGCUCUUCAGACUCAUCUUCUAAUGGAACUUCCAGUUCCCUGUCUGGCGGGGACUUUUUGGAUGAAAUAAUCAGUGGAGCAAAGAAUGCGAUUGACAAUCUUUUUGAUUCAAAUUCUUCAUCUAGCUCAGGAUCCAGUUCAUCAUCAGGUUCUGGUGACAGUCUUUUAGACGAUGUUCUUGAAAUCGCAGAAAAAUCUAUUGGAUCUUUAUUCGACAAAGGAUCUAACUCAUCUAUCUCCGGUGGAAGUUUGAUUAGUGGAGCUCUUUCUAUUGCAGAACAUGCUAUUGAGUCAUUGUUUAGCAGUGGUAGUGAUGCUUCUUCUGGAUCGUCUGGUGAGAGCUUUAUUGACAAAAUCUUAGGGAUUGCUGAAAACAAAAUUGGUAGUUUCAUUGAUGGCUUGGGUUCUGGCUCUACAUCAUCUUCUAGCUCCACUUCGUCCAGUUCUGGUGGAAGUUUGUUACACGAUAUCUUCAGUUUUGCUUCCAAGGCAAUCAAGUCAAUUUUCUCAGAUAGUGGCUCCUCAGGUUCUGGAAAGGGAUUAUUCCUGAGCAUCUUCGCAAUUGCUGAAAGCGCGCUUUCUUCAUUAUUUAGUGGUUCAUCUUCGUCUAGCUCGUCUUCUAGUGGAGGUAGCAUUUUGGGAGAUCUUCUUAGCUCAUUCCUUGGUGUUUCCAAUUCAACAGGCGUUUCUGGCGAUGAACUUUUGUCUAAAGCAUCUGAGGCUAUUUUUGGUUCUUCGGGGUCUGGUAGUAGCCUUUUCGAAGAGAUUAUCAAGGAUUUGUUAGGAUCUGCGAAAGGCGGUGUCUCUUCAUUAUUAAGCAAUAUCGUCAAUGAAUUUGUGAAUGCUUUAUUCGACGGAAACUCUAGCUCUUCAUCUAGCUCAUCUACUAGCAAAGGAAGCAGUGGUUCUUCGUUGUUUGGCAGCUCAUCCAGUUCUUCUUCUGGUAAGAAGUGUUGCUGUUCACCUGCUAGCAAGAAGAGAAAGGCAAAGAAGAGAGCCUUAAAAAAGAAGAUCAAGAGAAGUAUUGCGUCUGCUAUCAAAAAGAGACAAGAAUUAACUGAUUCCCAAUAUAUUGACUACGCUUAG